CAUCUUAACCUAUUCUUUCUUAUUCUCCUUUGGUUAACCCACGAUCAACAAUGGCCCACGCAGCCCCCGUUGACAUUUGGAACGGUAAUGGCAUCGCCUUGGGAGCUCCUUCUCCCAAGAAGGUUGCUUAUUUCUAUGAUUCCGACAUUGGAAACUUCGCCUACGUGUCAGGCCAUCCAAUGAAGCCUCAUCGCAUCCGGUUGGCGCACAGCUUGAUUAUGAAUUAUGGUGUGUACAAGAAGAUGGAAAUUUACCGUGCGAAACCUGCAACGCGACUCGAGAUGACCCAAUUCCAUACCGACGAGUACAUAGAUUUCUUACAGCGAGUCACCCCCGAGAAUAUGGACAAUUUUCAGAGGGAACAGGGCAAAUACAACGUUGGAGAUGAUUGUCCGGUAUUUGACGGACUAUUUGAAUUCUGUGGCAUAAGUGCCGGUGGUAGCAUGGAGGGUGCCGCUCGGCUUAACCGUCAAAAGUGCGAUAUCGCAGUCAACUGGGCGGGUGGUCUCCAUCACGCAAAGAAGUCUGAGGCUAGUGGCUUCUGCUAUGUAAAUGAUAUCGUUCUCGGAAUUCUCGAACUCUUACGAUUUAAUAAGCGCGUCCUAUAUAUAGAUAUCGAUGUACACCAUGGCGACGGCGUCGAGGAAGCUUUUUAUACCACAGAUAGGGUCAUGACGGUUUCUUUUCAUAAGUACGGCGAAUACUUCCCUGGAACCGGCGAGCUGAGAGAUAUUGGUAUCGGCCAGGGCCGUUACUACGCGACUAAUUUCCCCCUUCGCGACGGCAUAGAUGAUUCUUCAUACAAGUCAAUCUUCGAACCGGUCAUAUCAGCCGUCAUGGAAUACUAUAAUCCGGAUGCGGUCGUUCUUCAAUGUGGCGGAGACAGUUUGUCGGGUGACCGCCUCGGUUGUUUUAACCUGAGUAUGGAUGGACAUGCCAACUGCGUAAAGUUCGUCAAGAGUUUCAACCGACCAACUCUGGUCCUUGGUGGUGGCGGUUACACAAUGCGUAAUGUCGCCCGUACCUGGGCCUUUGAGACUGGUCUGCUUGUUGAUGCUCAGAUGGAUCGAACCCUACCAUUUAAUGAAUAUUACGAUUAUUAUGGGCCUGAUUACUCGCUUGACGUGCGUGCCUCCAACAUGGAGAACGCCAAUAGCCCCGAGUAUCUAGAGAAGAUAAAAAAUCAACUGAUCGAAAAUCUUCGACGUACCGCCCAUGCUCCAUCUGUUCAGAUGCAGGAUGUUCCCCGUCACUCGAUGGGAGCAAUGUCUGAUGAAGAAGAAGCUGAGCUUGACGACCUCGACGAGGACGAAAAUAAAGAUGUUCGCAUGAGUCAGCGCCAGUGGGAACAGCGCAUAGAGCGGGACAACGAAUACGAGGAAAGCGAUAAUGAGGACUUGGACAAAGCAAACGGAGUUCAUCGAAACGGCAACACGCGACGGACAUUCAUCGACUAUCACAAUUCAGAUGUUGAAGCUGAUAGCGGCGCCGUGACGCCUGCCAACGGCUCUGUUGAACAUGUCAUCAAAUCCAAGGAGACGGAUGACAUCGUUAUGGAGGAUGUAGUAGACAAGGAACCUGAGGUCGAAGCAAAUACUCGUGAUAACUCCCAGCCAGAGGAGAAGGAUACUGAGCACGAAAGCAAGGCUGCUAGUAUUGCUGAUCAGGAAGGAGCACCAAAAGGAUCCCAGGGAGUCGCCAAGUCCGAUAAAGAUGGCAGUGAAAGCGAAAAGACUGCUGCUGCUGAAAACGAGUCUGCGAGCGAAAAGACUGAGACAUCUAAGGAGGCUGACGAGACGAUGCGGGAUGUCGGUGAAAGCAAAGCACCAACGGAAGAGGCUGAAAAGGCGCCUAGCGCAGCGCCAGAGGCUAAGAGCACCCCGGAAGCUGAAAAAGUCGAUCAGGAUGGGGACGUCGACAUGGACGCCCCGGUUGCCGCCGUCCCUGAGCCAAAGCAAGAGAAUGGAGCAGACGCCAAGGACCAGCCCGCAAAGAAAGCUGACGCUGCGUCGCCUAGUUCUGCGGAGCCCGCCAGUAAAGACAAGGACAAGGACAAGGAAAAGGAAGAUGCGAGCUCCUAAGAAGAUCCAAACACUAAUUUUGAUACCCACGUUUUGAAUCUUCUCGUUCUUCCAAGUCUUUAAAGCAACCGGUGUAUAGGAGAUGAAUGGGACGGAAUAGGGAUGGUGUUCAUCGGGUUCCUCUUCAGAUCAUUGUAGAUUAGCCGAGCGAACGGCGUUCAGGUUUCCCGGCAGCAUCAGUGGCGGAGGGACGGCCGUCUUGCGUUAAGUUGGCGGGCUCGCUCCUUAGCUAGGUUAUUUUGCUUAGAGCUUUGUGAUUUUAUGUGAUGGUUUUUAAAUCCCGUGAUUGAGGUGAUCUGCUGAUGUGUUGAAGUUACCGUAUCUAAUUUGACCAAACAAUAUUGUUACCUCGAUGAAAAUAAUAUGUGGAUCGUAACCUUGGGUGGUUAAAUAGGUACCUAGGUAGUUAAGAGGAUAUAGUAAGUUCUGUUUUGGAGAAGUAGACUUUACAUUUUUCAUAGCAUUUCUCUUUUGCAGUUGGCUUGGCCCUAUAUCUACACCAAAUAUUAUCACUGGUGUGUAAUACCGGGGGCAACCAUUCACUACAACCUUACUCUAGACAAUUGGGUAGGAAUCGUUCCGGAUGAUAGAGGGGAGAGUUACACAACUGCAGCGCAGACACUAC
Daldinia decipiens is the source of this 2706-nucleotide messenger RNA. RefSeq lists its product as uncharacterized. Gene Ontology annotation, molecular function: histone deacetylase activity. The record is from RefSeq and is a predicted model, not a curated record. NCBI's taxonomy places the organism in Eukaryota, Fungi, Ascomycota, Sordariomycetes, Xylariales, Hypoxylaceae. The transcript is spliced from 4 exons. Bases 51 to 2081 code for a protein of 676 amino acids.